This is a messenger RNA of Oncorhynchus gorbuscha (pink salmon), 666 nucleotides long. RefSeq names its product low-density lipoprotein receptor-related protein 3-like. The transcript has 4 exons. The annotation marks the transcript as partial. NCBI's taxonomy places the organism in Eukaryota, Metazoa, Chordata, Actinopteri, Salmoniformes, Salmonidae. The record is from RefSeq and is a predicted model, not a curated record. Gene Ontology annotation, molecular function: protein binding. Gene Ontology annotation, cellular component: plasma membrane.
AUGGGGCCGACCCAUUGCUUCCUACGUCUCCGGGGUCCACUCGCUGUUCCCCCCCUUCGCUGCGCUGCAACGGAGCCCGGGGACUGCCCCGAUGGCUCGGACGAGGCAGGGUGCCCCGACACGGCCUGCGGGAAACGCCUGGGGAACUUCUACGGAACAUUCGCCUCCCCGGACUCUUCCGUCCCAACCGCAGCGCUGUGGGGGAGCUGGAGGUGCUCCUGGCUACUGGACACUCAGGACCCUAAGCCCAUCGUGUUGCAGCUGGACCUGGGGUUAGGGCCAGGGGACUCCCUCCAUGUCUAUGAUGGGCUGGUCCAGAGAGCAGAGCGCCUCCUGCAGGCCCUGUCGCAUCAUAACAACAGGAGACCAGCCCUGUUAGAAUCCAGUAGAGGACAGAUGAGUCUGCAGUACCUGGCCCAACCACUCAGCCCUGGGCAUGGGUUCAACGCUACAUACCAGGUGAAAGGUUACUGUUUCCCUGGGGAACACCCGUGCGGAUUGGACCAGGGCUGUUACUCUGAACGGCAGCGCUGUGACGGGUACUGGCACUGCCCUACGGGGCGUGACGAGGAGGAGUGUCCAGUUUGCCAGGAGGGGGAGUACCCCUGUGAGGGGGGCAGUGGGGCCUGCUACCCUGCCUCUGAAAGAUGCAACAACCAGAAGAAG